CUUUAAACACUAAGACGGAAGAAAAGGCAAAUUAGCUGUUGUGUGUUUAUAAUUUCUAUAGCAACAGAGAGCGCUCCCUUGUUCGUCUAUUGUAUGCGACGUUAAAAGAUUUGAAUGGAAGCGCCAGGCAGUAAGAGGAAAGAAAAUGCCUAAAUGACAGUACAAACCAAAAUGGUGGAAGGCAUGCAGCCAGCUGGAGAUCUUUGUCUUAUUGAUAAGAACAUUUCCAGCCUCUUAGAAAUACCUCUGGACCCAAACCUCCAGUCUCUCAAUUUGCACUGUAAUCAGAUCUCCAAAAUUGAAGGUCUGAGUCAUGUGUGGCAUUUGCGACACCUGGAUCUGUCAUCUAACCAAAUAACUUGCAUCAAAGGACUGGGAACACUGACUUUCUUGCGUACACUGAAUUUAUCCUGCAAUUUAAUUACUAAAGUAGAAGGUCUGGAUGGGCUUGUAAAUCUAACAAGAGUUAAUCUGUCCUUCAAUCAAAUUAGUGACCUUAGCGGUUACAGAGAAAUUGUACUGCAUGCCUUACCUCAGCUCUCUGUUAUGGAUGGAGUGAAUAGGAUGGGUGAACCUGCAAGUUUGAGUGCAGAUCUUCUGGAUAUACCUGGAUUAGAAGGAUAUAUGGAAUAUCUGUUGUCUUCUGACUCCAGUUUAAAUAUUGAAAAGAGUAAUGGUGGUUUCCCUUUGGUUACUCCUCGCAUUGACCAAGUACUAGCCAAGUAUCGAGAACGCAUUUCACCAUCUACAUUUGCUGCCAUGAAUUCUGCUGUUGUAGGCUCCUUAUCUACUGAUGUGGAGCCCCAAAAAACAAAUACUAAUUUGUACAAUGAACUGAGGCUUAAAAAGCUGGAAGAUCAAAUUCUGCAGCUUUUGGAAAAGACUUCAGAUUCUUCCGAAGUAGCUGCUUCUCAAAGCUCAUCAAAAGUAAACAGGGAUGUAGAUCACACAUCGGAAAGCGACUGUGGUAGUGGAAAAGAAAGCCGCAGAAAAGGUGGCAGACGUACCAAGAUACCAAGCUAUAGACGUAACACUGAGGCUUCCAGACAUCGUAUAAAGAAGCAAUUUGAAGAUGUGAAACUUCACUGUGGACAGGAGCAGCAUACUGCAGGAAAAUUGAAGCACAGCAGAAGGCAUUCAAAAAAUGAAGAUUUUACCAGCACUUCCCUAUCUGGACAAACAGACCUGGAGGUAGUUGGGAAGACAGCUUCACCAUCAGUGCAAAAAAGUCAACUACAGACUGGAGCGAGUAGUUGUCAUAAUGCAACAGAAGAGUCCACUUAUAGGGCACUUGUUGAACAGCUGGAUUUGGAGCGUGAGAGAAGAUGGAAAGCUGAGCAGAUGGCAAAAAAACUUUCAGAACAAGUUAAAGAGUUACACAAUCAAGUACACGAGGAAAAGAACAUUCAGAGCACGGCGAUAAAUACCACUGACAGAUUAAAAGAGCUGCUUCUAAAAGAGAGAGCUACAAAAUCUGAAUUGCAAAUAUCCAUUCAGGAAUUAAAAGAAGUAAAUGAUAGGCUUACUAAUGAGGUAAAACAGACAAGAAAAGUUGAAGAGCAACAGCGUAAUGCCCUUAAAAGUUUGAAAGAAACUCUGUCAAGCUUGGAAGCAGAGAGAGUACAAGAUCAAGCCACAAAGGCUAAGCAAAUCCAAGAAGCAGAUUUGAAAGCUGCUGCUGCUCAAAGAGAAGUUCAGUUACUGCGACUGUCUGUUCGACAAAAUAAGGAAAAGGUUCAACAGGUUCAAGAAGUUCUCAAUGCCAGAGAAGAGGCACACAGGAAAGAGAUUGCUUCAAGAGUUGUAUUUAUGGGACCAGAGUUUCAGGAAGCCUUAGCAAAAGAGCUAGCUAAGGAAGAAAAGAAGCAUUCUCAGCACAUUAAAGAAUUUGAAGAAAAAAUGAACAUGCUGAAUAAACAGUAUGCAGAACUAGAGGAAGAGUUUCGAAUGGCUCUUACAAUUGAAGCAAAUCGGUUUAAAGAGGUCAAAGAAGCUUUUGAAAGGGUUACAUCUCAGUUAGCAGAUCAUAAGCAGAAUCUGGCCAAGUCUCAUCAUAUGGAAAAACAGUCUGCAGCACUAAUUCAAGACCUGACUUCUGUGGUAAAAGAACAAAAAGCAAAAAUUGCAGAAUUAACUAAGUCAAAGCAAGAAACAGUAUCGGGGCUAAAGAGUCGAAUAAGAUCUCUUGAAGCCAUUGCAGAAGAGGACAGACAAAAAACUAUUCAAAUUGAGUUACUGAAGCGUGAAAAAUCAAGAUUUAUUUCACAACUGACUGCCCAGGAAUCUGUAAUUGAUGGUUUGAAAGCUGAAAGAAAAAUAUGGGGAGAGGAACUGGCACAACAAGGGUCCUCCCUUGCACAAGACAGAGGAAGGCUUGAGGCAAAAAUUGAAGUAUUCUCCACCGAGAUUGAAUCUCUAAAGAAGCAGAAUGAGCGGGACAGUGAUACCAUAAAAAUUAAAGCCAGAAUUAUUGAGGACCAAACUGAAACUAUACGGAAACUGAAAGAAGGGUUGCAGGAGAGAGAUGAACAGAUUAGAAGGCUAAGAGAGGAGAAUCUGCAAAUUCAGAAAUCAUUCCAGGAUCAGUUAGAUGAAGAAAAUAUAGAACUGCAUGACUUGAAAGAAAAGCUGUCGAGGGUUACUGACAGAAAAGACCAGCUAAAACAACAAUUGGAAGAGAAGGACAAGGAAACUGAAGAUGUAAAGAAAGCCUACAAUGCUAUGAAUAAGAAGUGGCAGGAGAAAGCAGAAUUAUUGAACCAGCUUGAAGCACAAGUGAAAAACAUGAAAGAGCAUUUUGAUAACAAAGAAGCUAAAUUAAUCGAAGAGAAAAACAAAGCACUUGAAGCUCAGAAGGCCACAACAGAAAAACUCCGCCUUGUGGAUGAUGCAUUUCGAAGACAGCUUGAAUCAGUGCAGGCAGCUCAUCAAGCAGAGCUACUUCAGUUAGCCACAGAAAAACAAAAACAACUAGAGGAAGCAAAUAACAAGGUUUAUCAGGUUGAAGAAGAAAUGCGCCAGCUCCUUCGAGAGACUGUAAAUAGUAAAAAGAUAAUGGAAGAGAAGAUCAGUCGCCUGACCAGUGCUUUGUCUGACAUCCAGCAAGAAUUAUGAUGUCCAUGACUGUCUUCAUUUCUUUUUGUUACAUAAUUUUGUUACAUAAAUUAUGUCUAGUUCACUCUAUGAGGAAAAUUGUAACUAUUAAUAUAUUUGGUUUUACUUUUCAUAAUAAUGUAAAUAACUUAAUCUCGUGUUUUAAAUAAUUUUGCAUUUCACGUGUACAGUGUAAUAUUAAAUGGUCAGUUUCCAAAAUAAUUCAGUUUUGUGUAGGUAUUUGUUUUGAAAGCUGUCAGAAGAGUGAAAAAUACACAAAUCCUAUGCAUAUGAAUUAAAAUUGUUUCUCUGCUUUUUCUUUUCAUUUUACUUGAUGCUGCGCUUAAACACUAGCAUAGACUAG
This is a messenger RNA of Protopterus annectens (West African lungfish), 3457 nucleotides long. It is a transcript of the gene LRRCC1, whose product is annotated as leucine rich repeat and coiled-coil centrosomal protein 1. NCBI's taxonomy places the organism in Eukaryota, Metazoa, Chordata, Ceratodontiformes, Protopteridae. Bases 154 to 3114 code for a protein of 986 amino acids. The record is from RefSeq and is a predicted model, not a curated record. Gene Ontology annotation, cellular component: centrosome; cytoplasm. The transcript is spliced from 19 exons. Gene Ontology annotation, molecular function: protein binding.